CCAAUUCUUCCUCAGUGUUACUGCUCUCAUCGAACAUUUCACAUCGUGUUCAUCUCUCGAUCACCAAUAGCAACAGCCAUUCUCCAUGUUGUGCGACGGAUCCAGCACAAAGAAGACGAAAAUCAAUAAGCAACCUUGAAACGACGACACACACAAUUAUUGGCAGAGUUUGUUCAAGGAAGACAUUGUUUGGAGAAAAUAGGAGUUCGCACUUCCGCGUUGCGUUGGCAGAGUGUUGGAAAUUUCGUGACAAUUACUAUUGAGCUAUAAAUUGUGAACCUGGUGCAAGUGCUCGCAAAAUGUUUCGCCCGCUUUUGGCAGUAGACAGCAAAAUAUCUUACGAAAUUCGCAGCAAAUUUACGUCAGAAAUUUGCGCCCUAAUCAGUCGCUAGAUGGCCGCUGAAAGGUGCCCAAAAAACCAAACAAGAGGUGCUCGUCGUCAACCUGCGAACCAUCCGGACGUGGCGUUGGAGUCGUGUUCGCUUUCUUACCCCUUGUAUAUAAUGUAUAUAAUCGAGCUUGGAAAAAUCUUUCUCUAAAUUCUCAACAAAAUACACAAAAGUAACGGCACCACUUUGUUAUAAAAUUUCGCUAAUAAUAGCAGUAAUAGUAAAUUCCCACGGACGAAGAGUUUGAAUCCAGUGCAGGACAGUCGGAACUGGGAAAAACAGCUUCCCAUCGUCAUCGCCAUCAUCAGCAGCAGCAGAUAGGAUUGAUUUUUGCAGCCACAACGCACCACAGUGCUGUCUGAAUCGUCCAGCCAGAGAAACGCAAAAAAUAGAAGGAAAGGAAAGGCACAUCACCUCACGCCAGACAUCGUGGUCAUCGCCAUCGAUAAGAGCCGCAAAAUAGCGCACGAAAAGGAACAGAAAUCAGACGAGAUGGCUACGGCCCUAAAGAGUCCGAAGGUCCCGGGAGGCUCCGGAAAAUUCAACUGGUUGGCCCACGUCAAGUACGAGCAUCUCAUGGCGGGUGUUUCCGGUGGUGUGACAUCGACCCUGUUGCUACAUCCCCUUGAUCUGAUCAAGAUCCGAUUUGCAGUAAACGACGGCCGAACGGCAGCGAUGCCACAGUACCGCGGUCUAACGGGUGCAUUCCUGACCAUAUUCCGCCAGGAAGGCUUCCGAGGCCUCUACAAGGGAGUCACUCCCAAUGUGUGGGGUUCUGGCAGUGCCUGGGGAUUUUAUUUCCUGUUCUACAACACCAUCAAAACAUACAUCCAGGACGGCAAUUCAGCCCAACCCCUAGGUCCAACGCUGCACAUGCUGGCCGCAGCCGAAGCUGGAGUACUGACACUAGUGAUGACCAACCCGAUCUGGGUGGUCAAGACACGGCUCUGCUUACAGUACACCGAGCCCGGCCAGAAGGUGACCAAAGGAUACGCCGGAAUGGUGGACGGAUUGAAGCAAAUCUACCGAACCGAAGGCGUCCGAGGGUUGUACAGCGGUUUCGUUCCUGGCAUGUUCGGAGUGUCACAUGGUGCACUGCAGUUCAUGACUUACGAAGAGAUGAAAAACAGAUACAAUCUGAAUAGGAAACGCCCUAUCGAUGCUAGACUGACUACCGUAGAGUAUUUGACAUUCGCUGCAGUGUCCAAGCUGAUCGCGGCGGCCGCAACGUAUCCCUAUCAGGUGAUACGGGCCCGGCUCCAGGAUCACAACCACAACUACAAGGGCACCUGGGACUGCGUGAAGCUGACCUGGAGAUAUGAGUCGUGGCGCGGUUUCUAUAAAGGGCUUGGGCCGAACUUGAUUCGCGUGACGCCGGCAACAAUGGUUACGUUCGUCACGUACGAGAAUGUCUCCCGGUAUCUGUUGGACUUGAAUAAAACGUAGAGUAGAAGAAAACAAAAGUUGGCAAUCGGUUCUCUCUGACCUCUUUUAGAUAGAACUAAGAUAGAAAAGAGUUAAUUAUGAAGUGAGUGAAGAGGAUGUGUGCGUGUGUUUACACGCUGGUUAUAGAAGUCGUGCAACCAAAAAUUAAGGCUAUGACCAUUCAUUAGUCGAGUAAGGAUAAAGCUUUACGAUAGCUUGAAGCAUCAAACUUUCCGUUGCAAACAACGACUACCCAGUGAAGGAGAAAUAGUUUGUUAUGUUAGAAAUUCAAUGUUUAGUACAUAUCAAUGAUUUCAUAAUGCGAAA
This is a messenger RNA of Toxorhynchites rutilus septentrionalis, 2141 nucleotides long. Its product is annotated as mitochondrial folate transporter/carrier. The record is from RefSeq and is a predicted model, not a curated record. The coding region runs from base 882 to 1835 and encodes 317 amino acids. Gene Ontology annotation, biological process: mitochondrial transport; nucleotide transport; folate import into mitochondrion. Gene Ontology annotation, molecular function: folic acid transmembrane transporter activity; FAD transmembrane transporter activity. The transcript is spliced from 6 exons. Lineage: Eukaryota; Metazoa; Arthropoda; Insecta; Diptera; Culicidae. Gene Ontology annotation, cellular component: mitochondrial membrane; mitochondrion.